Prunus mume (Japanese apricot) is the source of this 1215-nucleotide messenger RNA. Its product is annotated as amino acid transporter AVT1I-like. The record is from RefSeq and is a predicted model, not a curated record. NCBI's taxonomy places the organism in Eukaryota, Viridiplantae, Streptophyta, Magnoliopsida, Rosales, Rosaceae. Gene Ontology annotation, molecular function: L-amino acid transmembrane transporter activity. Gene Ontology annotation, biological process: amino acid transmembrane transport. Gene Ontology annotation, cellular component: vacuolar membrane.
AUGUCAAAUGAGUUAAGAACUCCACUAACUCAAAGCAGAGGAUCCAGCUUCUUGAAAGCUUGCUUUAAUGGAACAAAUGCUUUCCUGGGUGCUGGUCUUGUAACACUUCCUUAUGCCCUCUCAAGGGGAGGGUGGCUAAGCUUGGUGCUCUUGUUUCUAAUUUCCAUUAUCACCUUCUACACAGCCAUCUUGCUAAAGAAAUGCAUGGAUUCUGAUCCAUCAAUUACGAGCUACCUUGACAUUGCUGAGCGUGCCUUUGGUAAAACGGCCAGAAUCAUAGUCUUAAUUAUUUUGAGCACAGAAUUGUAUCUGGUUGCCGUAGGCCUCAUAAUAUUAGAAAGUGAUAGCUUGUAUAAGCUGUUUCCGAAAUUCGGGAUCAAGCUCGGGUCGUUGUUAAUCUGUGGUAGACAGUCAUUUGUGUUAGUUACAGCUUUGAUCAUCUUGCCCACAAUGCUGAUCACUGAGAUGAGUAUAUUGUCCUAUGUUUCGGCCACUGGGGUGUUCUGUUGCCUUAUCAUUGUUGGCUCCAUUGUGUGUGUUGGUGCAUUUGGAGGUGUUGGGUAUCAUGCCAGUGGAGACUUGUUAAAUGCGGGGGGCCUUCCCACCGCUGUGAGCUUGUAUAUUUUUUGCUUUGCAGGACAUGCAAUCAUCCCUUCAAUAUACAUUUCUAUGCGAGAUAAAAAUCAGUUCAGCAAGGUUGUGUUCUUUAGCUUUCUACUCAUAACCAUCACUUGCAUGGUAACCGCAGUCACGGGCUAUCUCAUGUAUGGAGAUGGUGUCGAAUCGCAGAUCACUUUGAAUCUACCAACAACAGAAGUGAGUGCAAGAGUUGCAAUAUACACCAUUCUACUUAUUCCAAUCGCGAGAUAUGCGUUGAUGGUAACCCCCGUAGCUAAUGCCAUUGAAGGUGGACUUUCAGAAGAUUACAAGAAUUGGAGAUCUGUUAAACUGCUUAUAAGGAUGGCAUUGCUAGUCAGCUCCACAGCGGUAGCCUAUGUUUUCCCCUACUAUGAGACCCUCAUGGCGAUUGUCGGCUCGCUAUUUACUGUUUCGGUUUCCUUCGUUCUCCCCUGCAUGUGCUAUCUCAAGCUUUCUGCUUGCUAUAGGAGCUGGAACUACAAGCUAUUAGGCAGUGUAGGAAUAAUUGCAUUUGGAACUUUAGUAGGUGUCUUAGGGACUUACUCAUCGAUUGCAGAACUUGUUCAAGAGUAUUGA